This is a messenger RNA of Sarcophilus harrisii (Tasmanian devil), 4397 nucleotides long. RefSeq names its product neurofibromin 2 (gene NF2). Gene Ontology annotation, cellular component: plasma membrane; filopodium; adherens junction. Bases 21 to 1796 code for a protein of 591 amino acids. The record is from RefSeq and is a predicted model, not a curated record. Gene Ontology annotation, molecular function: actin binding; cell adhesion molecule binding. The transcript is spliced from 15 exons. Gene Ontology annotation, biological process: positive regulation of protein localization to early endosome; regulation of gliogenesis; regulation of cell shape. Lineage: Eukaryota; Metazoa; Chordata; Mammalia; Dasyuromorphia; Dasyuridae.
GCCGGGGCCGGGGCCUCACCAUGGCCGGGGCCAUCGCGUCCCGCAUGAGCUUCAGCUCUCUCAAGAGGAAGCAGCCCAAGACGUUCACCGUGCGCAUUGUCACUAUGGACGCGGAGAUGGAGUUCAACUGCGAGAUGAAAUGGAAGGGGAAGGACCUGUUUGACCUGGUGUGCCGAACUCUGGGACUACGGGAAACCUGGUUCUUUGGACUGCAGUACACAAUCAAGGACACGGUGGCCUGGCUCAAAAUGGACAAAAAGGUGCUGGAUCAUGAUGUUUCAAAGGAAGAGCCGGUCACCUUUCAUUUCCUGGCCAAAUUUUAUCCAGAGAAUGCAGAGGAGGAGCUGGUGCAGGAGAUCACUCAGCACUUAUUCUUCCUCCAGGUGAAGAAGCAGAUUCUGGAUGAGAAGAUCUACUGCCCUCCUGAGGCGUCGGUGCUCCUGGCUUCCUACGCGGUCCAGGCCAAGUAUGGUGACUAUGACCCCUCUGUUCACAAGCGUGGGUUUUUGGCCCAGGAGGAGCUGCUUCCAAAAAGGGUAAUAAAUCUGUAUCAGAUGACACAAGAGAUGUGGGAGGAGAGAAUUACCUCUUGGUAUGCAGAGCAUCGAGGCAGAGCAAGAGAUGAAGCUGAAAUGGAAUAUUUGAAGAUUGCCCAGGACUUGGAGAUGUAUGGUGUGAACUAUUUUGCAAUCCGGAAUAAAAAGGGCACAGAACUGCUGCUUGGUGUGGAUGCUCUGGGACUCCAUAUAUACGACCCUGAAAACAGACUGACUCCCAAAAUCUCCUUCCCUUGGAAUGAAAUCCGGAACAUCUCCUACAGUGACAAAGAGUUCACCAUUAAGCCUCUGGACAAGAAGAUUGACGUCUUCAAGUUUAACUCCUCAAAGCUGCGUGUUAACAAGCUGAUUCUGCAGCUGUGCAUUGGGAACCAUGACCUCUUCAUGCGGAGAAGGAAGGCCGACUCGUUGGAGGUACAGCAGAUGAAAGCUCAAGCCAGGGAAGAGAAGGCCAGAAAGCAGAUGGAACGGCAGCGUUUGGCUCGAGAGAAGCAGAUGAGGGAAGAGGCUGAGCGGACAAGGGAUGAAUUGGAGAGGAGGCUCUUACAAUUGAAGGAGGAAGCCACUAUGGCUAAUGAAGCCCUGAUGCGGUCCGAGGAGACGGCUGACCUGCUGGCAGAAAAGGCCCAGAUCACAGAGGAGGAGGCAAAGCUCUUAGCUCAGAAGGCAGCCGAGGCUGAGCAGGAGAUGCAGCGGGUCAAGGCCACGGCCAUUAGGACGGAGGAGGAGAAGCGCCUGAUGGAGCAGAAAGUGCUGGAGGCUGAGAUGCUGGCGCUGAAGAUGGCUGAGGAGUCUGAGAGGAGAGCAAAAGAGGCUGAUCAGCUUAAGCAGGACCUCCAGGAGGCCAGAGAGUCCGAGAGAAGAGCAAAGCAGAAACUCUUGGAGAUCACCAGCAAAGCUUCCUACCCGCCCCCCAUGAGCUCGAGUGCCCCAGCCCUGCCGCCCGACGUGCCCGGCUUCGGUCUCAUUGGCGAGAGCCUGUCUUUUGACUUUAAGGACACUGACAUGAAGCGGCUCUCCAUGGAGAUUGAGAAGGAGAACUCACCUUGCAGAGCACCAAGUCCCGAGUGGCCUUCUUCGAGGAACUCUAGGAACCAAGCCAGCCACCCGAGGAGUGGCCCCCGUGCACAGCGGGACCGCCCUGCGCGCGGAGGCGAUCCCCGGACACGCCGGCUGUGUGACGAGGAGCUUUCCUUCGGCCAGCGGCGACCCGAUGCCAACAACGUGCAAUGGCCUUGAACUCCAGCCCUUCCGAGGAUUUUUGGGGUGGGGUUCAAGUUUAUGGAUGUUUUUUAAAUGUGCAGUCUCCUUUGUCUGUUGUGUAGUUGUGGUGCCCACCUGGUCUUCAGAGACACUGUGGUUUGUACUUUUUGCCAGAGGCAGACUCGGCCUGUGCCCCAGGGGAGCUGGGGGGCUGGCGGGGAUGAGGCUCUCCAAGGAGAUGGAAGAGGCUGUGGUUACUCCCUGGGGGGCGUUCUCACCAACCCCUCUGAGCACCAGGGGCGGGGAAAUUGGGGGAUUUGUGCCACCGUCCCACGCCAGGGCUGCCAAAGGGUGGAAGAUCUGGACUUGCCGGGGCAGCCUCAGGGGCCGGGCCUGGGAAGGGAACGCCUGAGUUCUGGUGAUGUGGGGGCCCGCCUUGCAGAGAGAUGGGCCUCCGGGCUCUGGAGGAGGGAGGGGGGAGGUUUUCCCAGCCAGCAAGCCGUGGUCCGGGCGCUCUGGCAGAGCCAGCACAGUGGCCAUGGGGGCCGGUCGCCGGGGCCGUGUGUGGUGGGGAGCAGCCGCCCCCAGAGCCUGCUUCCCUGCCUGUCCUUUUUGUCUGGACUUCCCUCCCUGUGCCAUGGUUGGGAGAGCUCCCUGUUCCCUAAGACGUGAGGGACCCGAUAUUCCUUGGGACCUUCCAGUAAGCAGCCGAGGCCCAGCGGGCUCCCGCACUCUCUGCGGCUCACAGGUUCUCCCAGCCUGCCGUCACGGCCAGCCUCUCUCCGGCGCGGGUGACUCUCGUAUUCUCUCUUGGCAGGAGACGGGACAGGUCUGGCUCGUCUCCGCUUCUGUGCCCUGAAUCGUGCUCCCCGGCCCUCGCAGCGUCUGUGUUUGAUCUCGGUUCCCCCCCAAAGCCCUUUUUACAAAAGCUCCCGCUGGACAUUCGGGCCUUUCCGUCCCUCCUUGUGCCGAGUAAGGUGCCCGCCCCACAGCAGGGGUGCCGACUGUUCUGUGCUCAGUUGAUGACUAGAGAAGCGACUUUCCCUUGUCCUUGGUGGGAUGCUGCUCCCCCCGACCAAGGUCCCCCGCCUUGGACCUCCGGCUGCUAUAGGACCCGGGGCUUUGGAGCUUGUCAGAGACUAAGAAGUGAAGGAGCCCAUCCCGUGCAGUGCCAGGGGGCUGAGGGCUUCUUCCUGUGGCUCCUCUGCAGCCGGGCUGCCCUCUGGGACUGGGACCCAGGCUCGGGGAGAGCAGCGGGCUCCUCAUAUUCUCUGUGUCCCCAAGCUCCCCCAGCCUCCUGCCGCCUCUGUCUGUCCUUCCUGCUGGCAGGGGGAUGGCCUGAAUGACCUUGUGGCUGCUUGUGGCCGUUCGGCCGCAGCUUGAAUCCGGCGGGCUCGUUCUGUGUGUUGUCUGUGAUUUUUAAUAUAGAAACACUUAGCCAGUCAGAAGUCUGGGGGCCUGCCCCCCGGCCCUGGGAGCCUUCCUCCCAGACUGCUCCCCGGGGGGCUCUAGCUCUGCGGUACCCUCUGUCUCUGGCACAGCCUCCUCUGGGACCAGUGGGGGGACAAAUUGGGGUAGGGUUGGAGCUCAGCCAGGGUAAGUCUCGCUUUGGGUUGAGCUCCCUGCCCUGGGGAAGCCCGGUGCCUCCAGCUGCUGGGCCCAGCCCUGGCUUGCCAGGUAACGCCAGCCUCGAGGUUCGAGAGCGCCGCGUUCACACCGCCGACCCCUGGGGGAGAGCCCGGCCUGGGCAAGAGGGCCGAGCCCCUGACUCUGGCUCCCCUGAAACCUCCCACGUCCUCCCCCAGAGCUGUCCCAUGUCUGCCUCCCGUGCCCUUGCCCGGAUCCUCGUCCUUAAUACCUUGGCUCCCCUGACAUGGGGGAGAGCACAGACCCUGCCUGAGGCCGAGUUCGAGUUCUGACUGCACCUCCCCAGACAUUCUCUCCGGGUCAGUGAAGUCACAGACCCAGCCCCUCCCCCAGGCAGGGACCCAAACGCCAAGCUUCCUCCGCCACGAAGGAUUUAAUGGCCACCCUCUGCUCGUGGGAAGGGAAUUCAGCUGGAGAGCUGCCCCCUUGUCCGCCCCCGCAGGCCCCUGCCCAGCAGACCCUGGUCCUCCGAGCGGGGGCCAAGCGUGCCCGGCUGCCCCAGGAUGAAGCCCCUGGUGGGUGGGCGGGAGGUGAGCGGGCCCCCAGGAGGAAGGGGGCUGCGGCUCGUUCCCCAGAGUGUAGAGGUGGCUUUGUCCCAUGUCUUUAAUGUCCCUGAAGCGCAUAAUGUGUAACCUGUACCUGAAACUUCUGACAUGCCAUUGGAGAGGAGGGAGGAGAUGGGCGGGAGCAGCAGUGGCUGCAUUGGGGAGCGCGGGGUGAGCUUGGGGGGCGGCCGGGCCCCUCACUCCCGCACCCAGACUGACGGUCUCCCCGAGGGACGUCUCGGCACUUAGCAGUGCCUGGGAGACGAGGUGUCCGGUGGCCGGAGCCUCCACACUCUGGGCCCAGGUACAUCCAGUCUUCUCGAGGGGAGAGGCCCCGCAGCUUCCUCGCUCUGUCUCUGUCCCCCCGCUCUCGUGUCUCUGUGUGUCCCCGUCUCCCCAUCUCCACUCUCUCCAGAGUCAAAGCACAUCCAGACCCCCCACUCCA